CGAGAUAUCAGGAUUAAGAUAAGAAGAAAUGGGAGUCGCCCACCAAUUGCUCUCUAGGAAUGCACUUCUCAAUGUCGCUCCCAUAAACGCGAUCGCUGCUACCCGGAUACCAGUCCGCGCACAAUCCUUCAAGUUGUUUAAUACUGCCUCAAAGUCGUCGCCUUUCCCUAUUGUUCCACAGUUUCGGAGGGUUGGCGUGGUGAUGGCGUCGUCGGGACCCGUGCAGAAGUCCGAGGAGGAGUGGCGGGCGAUCCUGUCGCCCGAGCAGUUCCGGAUACUUCGUUUGAAGGGAACUGAGUACCCCGGCACGGGUGAAUACGAUAAGUUUUAUGCUGAUGGGAUAUAUAAUUGUGCUGGUUGCGGAACACCCCUCUACAAAUCCACCACCAAGUUUAACUCUGGUUGCGGUUGGCCAGCUUUUUUCGAGGGUCUUCCUGGAGCCAUAAACAGAACGCCGGAUCCCGAUGGAAGGAGAAUUGAAAUCACUUGUGCAGCGUGCGGUGGGCACUUGGGUCAUGUUUUCAAAGGAGAGGGUUUUAGGACACCGACAGAUGAGCGCCACUGUGUCAAUAGCAUCUCACUCAAGUUUGUUCCUGCCUCUGAGAACAACUAACUCCUUUUGUCAUUCAUCUUCUCGGCAUUCAUCAAACCAUUAAAUGUGACUUUGGAAUAUGGAAUUCAUUUGGCUUUGGCAUGUAUGAGUGGAUUUAUGUGCUGUGUUUAUUUAGAAGAGGACCAAAAGAAGGGAAAUACAAUUCCGCAAGUCAAAAAUAAUAAUUUUCUGUUAGAAGCAGCGGAAAGAAAGUUCCAAGUACAGGUUAAUCUUUUGUGAAAAUUAUUUAUCUUCAUGGAUAGUGUGGUAUCAAUUGUUCUGAGUA
Zingiber officinale is the source of this 878-nucleotide messenger RNA. Its product is annotated as peptide methionine sulfoxide reductase B5. The coding region runs from base 29 to 613 and encodes 194 amino acids. The record is from RefSeq and is a predicted model, not a curated record. Lineage: Eukaryota; Viridiplantae; Streptophyta; Magnoliopsida; Zingiberales; Zingiberaceae. Gene Ontology annotation, biological process: protein repair; response to oxidative stress. The transcript has 3 exons. Gene Ontology annotation, molecular function: peptide-methionine (R)-S-oxide reductase activity.